Molecule: messenger RNA, 1435 nt
Organism: Panicum virgatum (switchgrass)
Lineage: Eukaryota; Viridiplantae; Streptophyta; Magnoliopsida; Poales; Poaceae
Exons: 4
Coding region: 533-1222 (229 amino acids)
Molecular function (GO): protein dimerization activity
Source: RefSeq, a predicted model, not a curated record
AGGAAAGAUAAAUUCCGACAAUGGAUGGUCUCUGAUGAGUGGAGGAACAAUGCUUGGAACAAUGAGCCUGGCUUCAAGUAUGUUGAUAGUUGUAUGACAAGUUCUCAGUGGUGGGAUGAAGUCAAGAUUGUCUUAGAUACAAUUGGCCCACUCUAUUCAGUACUUCGCUAUGUGGAUGGAGAUGAGGGGACAGUUGCUGGUUUGAUGCCAAGAUUGUUGAAUGCCAUUAAGGAGAUAGAGGUCUAUUUAGGUGAGGGGACACAAAAAUACAAUAGAUACAUGAGAGUAAUUAAGGAGAGGGUUCAAUAUCUAUGAUGACACAUUCAUUGUUGUUGCUGCUGUCCUUGAUCCAGUAGGGCACUAUGGACUCCGACUUCAUGAAAAUAACAAGUAUCUGAGAGCUCUCGAAGAGGCAAUCGAAAGGCUAGCUGAAUCGGUCGAGAGUGGGGUUGAUGCAAUAAGGCAAAUCCACACCUUUAUAUCCUAUGAGGGAAAGUUUGAUGGAAAAUUAGCAAGGGGUGCAGUAGGCAAAAUGGCUGCAGCGGAUUGGUGGGUAUUAUUUGGCGGUGAUACACCUGAGCUGCAGAAGUAUGCCAUUCGUAUUGUUUCACAGUGUGUCUCGUCUAGUGGGUGUGAGCGGAAUUGGAGCACUUUCGCACUAGUUCAUACCAAAGUGAGAAAUCGUCAUGGUUAUGAGAAGUUGCGGAAGCUUGUGUAUGUACGCCACAAUUUAAAGCAACGUCUCAAGCAUGCUGGUGUAGGGAAAAAUCAAACAAAAGAGAAAGAGGCUGAUCCGUGUGCUCUGUUGAUGGAUUGCACACUAUUUGACGAAUCAAACCCAAUCAUGGAUUGGUUGAAUAAGCCAAGAAUUGAAUAUGAUUUAUCUCUUGAAGAAAUGCUUGGUCGGUCAAAGAAGCGAAAAAUUCUUGCUUUGCAGAGGGGUGCUAGGAGGAAAGGUAAGAGGCAUGUUGAGCAUGAAGAAGAAGAAGAAGAAGACUUUGUAGAAACUGAUAAUGACACAGAUGAAAACAUUCCACAUGGCAGCCCUGCUUAUGCUGAGUCUAGUGAUAGCAGCUCAUCAAAAGACACAGACAAUGAAUCAGAGCCUGGGAAUGUAGACAAUACUCUGGCCACACAACAAUUUGAAGAGCAAGCAGAGGACAACAAUGGAAGGGCAAGGCGUGCUAGGAAGAAGAAGAGGGUGGAUGGAUAUGUCUAUUAGCUACAGUCUUGUCUCUCUAGAAUUUAACUAUGGGCUGUCUCUGAAUUUGAACUAUAGACUUUUGAUCUCUUUCAGGCCACUUUUUAUGAAUUAUUAUUAAUUUAUUACUUAUCUAUGUUUCCAGUUAUGACUGAAUGAAACUAUGAACUGGGCUAUUAUGUGGCUUAUUAUGUCUAUGUUAUGUGCCUGUAUGCUAUAUAAACCUGUACUUGU